CCACUCUCUCUCUCGACAACAUUCCUUUACCUACAUCCCUUAUAGCAUAGCACUUGCUGUGCAUCCACUCCUUCACACACUACAGCAGCACACAGUCCACUACACCGGACGAACACUCGGCGAUACAGUGCCAGAAGCGUAACAUUCACGCCAAAACACCUUCCAACACAUACUCUGUACAUCAACAAACACCAUGAGGACCUCGCUCGCCGCACUCGCGCUGGCCGCCGUGCCCUCGGUCUUCGCCGUCGAGAAGGGUCUGCACGGUUUCGCUCUCGGAACCAAAAAGUCGGACGGAACGUGCAAGUACACUGCAGACUACGAGGCGGACUUCGACGCGAUCAAGGAUGCCUCAGGGUCGAGCAUUGUCCGUGGCUACUCUGCCUCCGACUGCAACUGCGCUCAACAAAUCCUGCCAGCAGCCAAGAACAAGGGCUUCAAGGUCGUUCUGGGCGUGUGGCCCGAUGUUGAAGAGAGCUUCAAUGCCGAUAAGGAGGCCUUGACCACCUAUGCCACGCAGUACAAGGAGCAGGUGUAUGCUAUUACUGUUGGCUCCGAGACACUCUACCGCGGGAACUUCACUGGAGAGCAGCUUUUGGAAAAGAUUAUGGACGUCAAGACUGCUCUCGGCGGAGAUGUCAAAGUCGGCACUGCAGAUUCGUGGAACAAGUGGGCAGAUGGAACCGGCGAUGCCGUGAUCAAGGGCGGCGUCGACAUCAUCAUGGCCAACGGCUUCUCCUACUGGCAAGGCGCUUCAGCCGGCGACAAGGCAAAAGAGACCUACCUUGAUGAUCUUCAGCAAGCACUCGGUCACAUUCAACAGGUGUCGGGUUCACUCAACAAGGUUGAGUUCUGGAAUGGUGAGACCGGCUGGCCUACGGAUGGAGGUUCGGAUUACGCUGCGGCCAAAGCCGGCACCUCGAACGCCGACUCCUUCUACCACCAGGGCUUCUGCGCGGCGCUUGAUUGGGGUAUCAACGCCUUCUUCUUCGAGGCGUUCGAUGAGCCAUGGAAGCCAGAGUCUGUCGGCGACAACGGACAGGCCAAGGACGAGACUCGCUGGGGUGCAAUGACCGCUGAUCGCACAGCCAAGUUCAACCUCCAUUGUGAUUAAAAAGGAACCACGUGGACUCCUCGAGUCACAUCUGAUCAUUUCACUUCUCUGCAUUUGGGCGCCACUGACUGGAGGGGUAUUGGGGUUCUAAAAUAUGGUGUUUCUGAGGUGAUUUUAUUGUAUCAGCUCUGCGCUAUUUUCACAGGCAUAUAUGAGGAUAAUAGCAUAUGGCUAAUUGUUGACUUUCCAAAAUGAUACUAAUGUCCCCU
Sphaerulina musiva SO2202 is the source of this 1323-nucleotide messenger RNA. Its product is annotated as glycoside hydrolase family 17 protein. The transcript is spliced from 2 exons. The coding region runs from base 194 to 1114 and encodes 306 amino acids. The record is from RefSeq and is a predicted model, not a curated record. Gene Ontology annotation, cellular component: extracellular region; fungal-type cell wall; cell surface. NCBI's taxonomy places the organism in Eukaryota, Fungi, Ascomycota, Dothideomycetes, Mycosphaerellales, Mycosphaerellaceae. Gene Ontology annotation, molecular function: 1,3-beta-glucanosyltransferase activity; glucan endo-1,3-beta-D-glucosidase activity. Gene Ontology annotation, biological process: carbohydrate metabolic process; cell wall organization.